UAUAACAACAUUUACAAGAGUUACGAGACAUGAAGAAAAGGGUAAUUGUUAAAAAGUGUAGUUUUGUCAACCCAAUUCCAAAUCCAAUUAGACUUUGCCUGUCCACAUAAUAACCUUUGUAUUCUAUGUGCUCCAAUCAUGAAUGAUAAUGAUAGUGUUGUGAAAAAAAUCGUGCGGCGUCCGUCGAUAAGCACGGAGCAGGAAUCAAACGGCAAUGGCAGGAAUGAGGUGAUCUAUAGUUACACGGGCCGCAUGCAGGAACUAAUUGAGGGCUAUAAUGCGGCUGUACAAUUGCUGGUGCCCAAGUGGCCCUGGUAUUUCUACCCAGGGUACUUGACAUAUGCAUUAUAUUGGCGCUAUGCCAAAUACUUCAGGGACAAGUUUCUGCUAACGCCUCUGCCCAAUCGACUAUACCAGCUGUUGAUUAAAAACGAACUUAUCAAGUCCGAGCACAUCAUUUUCGCUAGCCGGCAUGUCUAUGAUACAUAUGCCGAGUCCGAUGAUGUAAACUUUGUCAAUUUAAUUGUGCGUGAGAGCAUUCGCAGCAAGAGCAAGCGAGCCACUAGCACUGCCUCUAAUCAGACAACCGAUUCCGAUGUGCUCAUCAAGCAUAUGCUGCAAGAGACGCCACAUACCAUUGUGGCGCAACUACUACCCAUUGAAAACACGCACAGUCACGAGAAUUGUCUUUAUGUGCAUGAAAACUUUUAUGGCAAUCUGUUGGAUCGGUUUCGCAGCAGCAAACGCAGCCGCAGCAAUUGUUGGGUGCAGCUGGAACAUUUCAGCGAUGAGCAGAUCAUACCCACUAUAGCAACCAAGGCGCAAGUCUAUCUGCUGAAUAGUCCACACGAACUGCCGCCAGAGUUGUCCGAACUCAUCUUGAGCAAUUAUUUUAAUACGCCGCGUCUGCUGCAUCGUGGACACAUCUAUCGCAUUGAGUUGAACGCUCAGCUGGUUGGCACAGCUGCCUAUGCUCACUACUAUCUCAUCUUUGCCUAUUUGCAUGAGGUUUUCUUUCGAUGCGUGCAUCUGGAAACUAAGGGCAGUGAGUUCGAGCUGCACGCUAUUGUGGCUAAGAAUUUUAGCAACUUGGUGCAAGUGCCGCAUGCGCAUAGCUUUUUGCCACGCCAGCUGCUGGACAAUUGUGCAAUUGCUACCAACUAUCCCAGUGGACUUCGGCAGCCUUAUCAGCUGCUGCGCUCAUCGCUAGAUGCCUUUCUGCCUAGACGCUCCGCAUGCCUAUCCUCGAAGCACAUCUUUCCCGUUUUUUUGCUGCAAGGUGAACGUGGCGCCGGAAAAACUAAACUUGUUAAUGCUGUUGCGCACGAGCUAGGCUUACACAUAUAUGGUGCGGAUUGUGCGGAAAUUGUGUCGCAAGUGCCUUCGCAUACGGAAAUGAAGCUUAAGGCGGUGUUUGCCAAGAGUUUGCUAAGCGAACCAUUGCUCAUCUGCUUUCACAACUUCGAGAUAUUUGGCAUAGAUAACGAGGGCAACGAAGACUUACGUUUGCUAUCCGCAUUUCAUGUGCAAAUUCAGGAGCUGUUCUCGCGUGAUCGCAAGCACCCGGUGGCAGUCAUAGCUUUAACCAGCGACAAGCAUCUAAAGCCCAUGAUACAGAGUCUGUUUCUGGAAAUCAUCAGCGUAGAGACACCCAAUCAGUCAGAGCGCUUCGAGCUGCUGCAGUGGAUGCAUGUGCGUGAAAGUUUCAAUGACGCUAUCUACAACCAAAGAGCAUUGUCAAAGCUGCCGCUCUUCCCUCUGCAGCUGCAGUCGCAGUAUAUGAGCAAACUCUGCUCCAAUUGGCCCGAAACACAGUCCCUUUUAAUGGAGGUGUCUUCCAAGUCGCAGGGCUUUCUGCUAGGCGAUCUGCAGUUGUUAUAUGAUAAUGCUGUACGUCUGAAGCGUCUGCAAAGUAGACAGCAUCUAACGCUGGAGCACUUUGCCAAGAACUUAACUGAUAUGCAGAGCUCGUUCGCGGAUAGUCUGGGUGCACCCAAGGUGCCUAAAGUAUAUUGGUCGGAUAUUGGCGGCCUUUCCAAACUGAAAGAUGAAAUUCAAAGCAGCAUUGGACUGCCCUUGAAGCAUGUGCAUCUCAUGGGCAAGAAUCUAAGACGCUCCGGCAUAUUGCUCUAUGGUCCGCCCGGCACGGGCAAAACGCUUGUGGCCAAGGCAGUGGCUACCGAGUGCAAUCUUAGUUUUUUGUCCGUGCAAGGACCGGAGUUACUCAACAUGUAUGUGGGCCAGAGCGAACAGAAUGUUCGCGAAAUUUUUACACGCGCUCGCUCUGCAGCGCCCUGUGUGUUGUUCCUGGACGAACUGGAUUCACUUGCGCCGAAUCGCGGUGUAGCAGGAGACUCGGGUGGCGUCAUGGAUCGUGUGGUGUCGCAGUUACUGGCCGAGAUGGACGGCAUGUCCAAUGGCGAUGCGACAAAACCAAUAUUUAUACUCGCUGCCACCAAUCGACCUGACUUAAUAGAUCCAGCGCUGCUGCGUCCUGGACGCUUUGACAAGCUCUUCUAUGUGGGCCCCUGCGACACGUCGGAGGACAAGGCAGCAGUGCUGCGUGCACAAACCCAACGCUUUGUAUUGGCCAGUGAUGUGGAUCUUGAUCAAAUUGCUGAACGUCUUAAGCAGGAGAUGAGUGGCGCCGAUUUGUACUCAAUUUGCUCCAAUGCUUGGCUCUCCGCCGUUAGACGCACCAUAAAUAAACAUUUGAGCUCUGAGCUGCCAGCGGAGCAGCUGAAAUCGGAGCAUGUCAUUGUGGAGUCGGGUGACUUUGCUACUUCGUUUAACAAAUUUGUGCCUUCAAUAAGCCAAACUGAUUUGGAGUAUUUUAAAAACCUUAAAGCUACAUAUAGCGUGUAAAUUGAUAACUUCAGGGACUGUAAGUAUUUAUUAUCUUUCAUAGAAAGCAUUAACUUUAAUAUUGUUGAUUUGUAUUUACCAAGUUGAUUGUUGAUUUCGAAAAAUAAAACUCAUCGUUGACGAUUAAAUCGUGAGUU
Molecule: messenger RNA, 3002 nt
Organism: Drosophila busckii
Lineage: Eukaryota; Metazoa; Arthropoda; Insecta; Diptera; Drosophilidae
Gene: Pex6
Product: peroxisome assembly factor 2
Exons: 5
Coding region: 139-2865 (908 amino acids)
Biological process (GO): protein import into peroxisome matrix
Cellular component (GO): peroxisomal membrane; cytosol
Molecular function (GO): ATP binding; ATP hydrolysis activity
Source: RefSeq, a predicted model, not a curated record